AUGCCGUCGGACUACGUUGAUCGUGUCAUUGAACGUCUUAGGAAGAAAAAUACGGAUGAAAAAGAAUUUCUCGAAGUUGCUGAAGAAGUACUGAAAAGUCUUCGACCAGUUGUGAAAAAACAUCCUGAAUACGAAAAAAUGGCCUUGCUCGAACGUCUCACAGAACCAGAACGUGUUAUUAUCUUUCGUGUACCAUGGGAAGAUGAUAAUGGUCAAAUCCAAGUCAAUCGUGGUUACCGUGUUCAAUUCAAUGGUGCUAUUGGACCAUACAAAGGUGGAUUGCGUUUUCACCCAUCGGUAUACUUGGGUAUCAUUAAAUUUUUGGGUUUUGAACAAAUUUUGAAAAAUUCAUUAACCGGUUUGCCAAUUGGAGGUGGCAAAGGUGGUUCAGAUUUUGAUCCGCAAGGAAAAUCAGAUGCUGAGGUCCUUCGAUUUUGUCAAAGUUUCAUGAGCGAACUUUAUCGACACAUUGGACCUGAUAUUGAUGUACCUGCUGGUGACAUUGGUGUUGGUGGCCGCGAAAUUGGUUUUAUGUACGGACAAUACCGUCGAAUUCGUGGCGCUUUCGAAAACGGUGUCUUGACUGGCAAAGGUCUAACCUACGGUGGUAGUCAUAUUCGAAGUGAAGCUACAGGUUUCGGUGCAAUGUAUUACGCUGCUGAAGUUUUGAAACAUCAAGGUGAUAGCUUACAAGGCAAAACUAUCGUUUUAUCCGGGUAUGGAAACGUAGCAUGGGGCGUUUGUAUCAAAGCCCGUGAUCUCGGCUCAAAAGUCAUCUCUAUUUCCGGUCGAGAUGGUUAUAUACAUGAUCCUGAAGGAAUUGCUACUGAUGAAAAAAUUGACUUCCUCCUUCGCAUUCGUGGCGAAAAUAAUGUUAAAUUAGAAGAUUAUGCCAAGACAUUCGGUGUGAAGUUCUAUCCAAAAGAAAAACCAUGGAAAUUAAAAGGUGACAUUGCUUUUCCAUCGGCAACUGAAAAUGAAAUCGAUAUCGAAGAAGCGAAAGAAUUAACCAAGAAUGGUAUUAAAUAUGUUUUUGAAGGAGCCAAUUUCCCAACAACACCUGAAGCUAUGGAAUAUUUCAAGCAGAAUGGUGUUAUUUUAGGUCCAGCUAUUGCCGCCAAUGCAGGUGGUGUGGCCGUUUCCGAACUUGAAAUGACUCAAAAUUCUUCCCGUUUAUUAUGGACAAAAGAAAAAGUUGACGCCAAAUUGAAAGAAAUCAUGAUCAACAUCCAUGCGAAAUCCAAAGAAGCUGCAGAAAAGUAUGGUCUCGGCUAUGAUCUUGUUGCUGGUGCAAACAUUGCUGGAUUUGAAAAAGUUGCUGACGCUAUGAUUGCUCAAGGUUCAUAUUAA
Adineta ricciae is the source of this 1350-nucleotide messenger RNA. The record is from the annotation of a GenBank genome assembly. NCBI's taxonomy places the organism in Eukaryota, Metazoa, Rotifera, Eurotatoria, Adinetida, Adinetidae.